Messenger RNA from Cydia amplana, 1437 nucleotides. RefSeq names its product pre-mRNA-splicing factor RBM22. The transcript is spliced from 8 exons. The record is from RefSeq and is a predicted model, not a curated record. Bases 92 to 1369 code for a protein of 425 amino acids. Gene Ontology annotation, cellular component: U2-type catalytic step 2 spliceosome; U2-type catalytic step 1 spliceosome; Prp19 complex. Gene Ontology annotation, molecular function: pre-mRNA binding; metal ion binding; U6 snRNA binding. NCBI's taxonomy places the organism in Eukaryota, Metazoa, Arthropoda, Insecta, Lepidoptera, Tortricidae.
GUGAUGAUUAAAUAUCUAAACUUACGUAGAACCUAUCUUGUUGUUUAGUUUGCAGUUAGUAAAAAGCAAAAGGUGAUUUUAAAUACUGAAAAUGGCUGUGUCGAAAUCGACGAACACUUACAAUCGACAGAAUUGGGAAGAUUCGGACUUUCCAAUUUUGUGCCAAACAUGCCUAGGAGACAAUCCAUAUAUUCGUAUGACGAAGGAAAAGUAUGGCAAAGAGUGUAAAAUAUGCGCUCGACCAUUUACAGUCUUCCGUUGGUGCCCAGGUUCUAGGAUGCGCUUCAAGAAAACAGAAAUUUGCCAAACAUGUUCCAAGUUGAAGAAUGUUUGUCAAACUUGCCUGUUGGACUUAGAAUAUGGGUUGCCUAUUCAAGUUAGAGAUGCGGCUCUUAAAAUACAAGAUGAUCUACCUCGAAAUGAAGUGAAUAAAGAGUAUUAUAUUCAGAACUUAGAUAGUCAAAUGUCUAAAUUUGAUUCUACUCAACCGAGCAAUUCUGCUCUGAAGUCCAAGGGUGCUUCUGAUCUGUUGUUGAGGUUGGCCCGAACUGCCCCAUAUUAUAAGAGGAAUAGGCCACAUGUGUGCUCAUUCUGGGUGAAAGGGGAGUGUCGGAGAGGAGAGGAGUGCCCGUACCGUCAUGAAAAGCCCACCGACCCUGAUGAUCCAUUGGCAGACCAGAACAUCAAAGACAGAUACUAUGGUGUGAAUGACCCAGUAGCGGAGAAGCUAAUGCGCCGCGCUGCCGCCAUGCCGGCUCUUCCGCCACCCGAGGACAGAACUGUCACCACUCUGUAUGUGGGCAACUUGCCCGAGAACAUCUCUGAGGAUGAGCUGAGAGGACAUUUCUACCAGUAUGGAGAAAUAAGGUCGCUGACAUUGGUGCCGCGAGCGCAGUGCGCCUUCGUGCAGUACACGACUAGGAGCGCCGCCGAACACGCGGCAGAGAAGACCUUCAACCGACUGGUCAUCGGCGGCAAAAGGCUCACCAUCAAAUGGGGCAAAUCUCAAGGUCGUCAAGGUACAAACGAGAAAAACGAAACAUUACCAGCCCUGGAGCCCGUGCCCGGGCUGCCCGGCGCUCUGCCACCGGCGCCUGCCUUCCUGCAUCCGUUUCCACCACAGAUGCCGCCGCCCCACCGGCCCAACGACUUUUUCAACCUGCACCACUACGGCCCCGCGGCGGGCUGGCCGUGGGGCGCGCCGCCCCCUCCCCCCGGUCUACCUCCCGGCCCGGGUCUACCCCCUCCCGGCCCGGGUCUACCGCCGCCGGGUCCGGGUCUACCGCCGCCGGCGCCGGCCCUGCACUACCCGAGCCAGGACCCGAGCCGCUUGGGCGCUCACGCGCACGCCAAUGCACCGCAGACGUAGUUGGUUUGAGCUUUACAGCUAUCACGGGAGAAAUUUACAAAUCCAUGAAACCAUCCGAAAUUAAAUAU